GUUCAAUUUCUCAUUCUCAUCCUCUAACUCUGGCUUUAUUAUAAACCACAUUCUUUAUUUUUUAUUUUGUUUUAUUUUCCCUACCUCAACCACUUUUCAUACGCCAUCUCUGAUUUCUUUUAUUGAGCGCUUUAUACAUCUCAAUGUCACCACCUAGAAAAGACCUUACAGCAGAAGAGUUAGCUCUUGAAGCUAUGCUUGAAUCCCGCCUAGAGAUCAUUGCUUCCCGCAUCAGUGCGUUCCAUAAGGCAUCUACACAGCUCCUUUCUGAAACUAAAGAGCUCUACAGCUCCUUUGACGCUAAAGCCAAACGCAUGUAUGUCAUCGAAGACUUUCUGCUUCGACUUCAAGGCAAACCAGGCUUAUCAAAACAACUCCUUGUGAACGGUCACCAGCCUCGCCAAAAUUUGGGAAUUGGUAGCAGUGAGAUUGAGGAAAUCAAGAUGGGUGUCAAGACGCUGAGGAGGAAAUUCCAGGCAGCAGGUACAGCUGUGUCUGCAGUUGGAUGGUGGAGGCAUCUUAAGGACAAGGCAAACACUGGUAUUACUGUCACAGCAACACUUCCGGAUGAGACAGCAAGCAGUGUUACUAAUAAGAGCGAGACGCCGGCCAAGUUGUCUGUCGAUACAUCCAUGUCAAUGAUAGCCACCACCGCAACAGAGGCACCCUCAUCACCAUCAUCAUCACCACCACCGUCAUCUGCAGCGAGCACGCCUCUCGUUCCUUUGAAGUAUCCAUCUCCAAAGACAUUGCUCUCCCCCACAUCACCUUCAACCAAGAAGCGCAACCCUGUGAAUCUACAACAGAUCUUUGCUCCUCCAGCGAACGCGACUGCAAAGCAACUCCACCAACAUUAUCUGAAUUCCCCCAGCACUGAACGUGCGAAUCCAUCUUUGGGAUUGGUAUCUCCACCGAUGUCCCCUAAUGCAACUGGUAUGCAAUCACCAACAAGCGGAGGUGGUCUCAUGCGUAGCUUCAGCCUGCGUUCAUAGUUGAUAGCUUUCUCAUGUAGCUUUUAUAGAUAAAUAUUAUUGCUCCUAUACUCCUAUAC
Lobosporangium transversale is the source of this 1051-nucleotide messenger RNA. RefSeq lists its product as hypothetical. The record is from RefSeq and is a predicted model, not a curated record. The transcript has a single exon. The coding region runs from base 144 to 992 and encodes 282 amino acids. Lineage: Eukaryota; Fungi; Mortierellomycota; Mortierellomycetes; Mortierellales; Mortierellaceae.